GAAGCUGCCAACACAAAGAAGGCCUAUGUAAGACUGUAUCCAUCAUUGCCGAGUAUUUCAUGGCCACAACGACGAAGUAGCUAGCACAUAAUUUGCUAUAGCUCCAUUUCUAUCUCUUCUCGAGAGUGUACGUGUGUGAGAGAGAGAGAGAGGCUAAUAAUUAAGUAAGAGAGAGUGCCAUGAACUGCAUCAAGAUUGCCAUGGUGGUGACACUGAUCAUCGUCCCUCUCGCGCUGAGGGGAGCCUCGCUUCUCGGCAAUGCCGUCGCCGCCGCCGUCGUCCCGUCGUCGUCGCCGGAGCAGCAGCAGCAGCAGCAGCGGCGGCCGCGGCCGCCUCCCGGUUCCAAGAACGGCGCCUCGCCGUCGUCGUCGGCUCAUGGGCAGCACUGGAAGGAUCAGAGCCGCCACGCCGCCUUCACCCGACGGCGGUUCGGCACCGGCACCGGCGGCGGCGGCGACGAUGGCUUCUUCAGCGACGACAAGAGGUUCUCGCCGACUGGAUCAAAUCCGCUGCACAACUUGAGGUGACGACAAGGAACAGCAAGUGAACAAAACAGUUCCAUAUAUUGGAAUCCAAAGUACACAAGACCCCAUUUAAUUGGCUGAAUGCAUAUCCAGGUGACAAAAUGCAAAUGACAGCCAGAAAAGGCUGGUCUGCAUACUCUGCAGGUAAGUAAGCAGGAGAAAAGAUUGGCCUCCAAAGCUACAUCAAAAUGCAGCCAUGGAUGAAAUUUCUGGUCAAAAGAACAGAGAGGAAGCAUGCAACAAUCUGAUGGGUAUAGCAUGCAAUGCAAACUCAUGUACUUCUGCUGAAAAUGCUGCUCUGCCUAUGCCAUGUGAAAAUGUAUGGAUCUCUGUCAGGUACUGCUUUUGAGUUUUGAGCAGUCACGUUAUACUGACACGCAGAUGGUAGUAGAGCAAAAGACAAAGUUCUUGGUGUUUUUUUUUUUUUAAUCUCUGAUCAUGUUGAUAUUGUUGGCUAGCUAGGGGAACUUUUUUGUGUUAUCCUCUGAAUUCUUGUGGGGAAUUCAGUUAUUGUGCUUGAAAUUAUCUUUCA
Molecule: messenger RNA, 1056 nt
Organism: Oryza sativa Japonica Group (Japanese rice)
Lineage: Eukaryota; Viridiplantae; Streptophyta; Magnoliopsida; Poales; Poaceae
Source: RefSeq, a predicted model, not a curated record